This is a messenger RNA of Ectocarpus sp. CCAP 1310/34, 2697 nucleotides long. The record is from the annotation of a GenBank genome assembly. Lineage: Eukaryota; Phaeophyceae; Ectocarpales; Ectocarpaceae.
AUGCUGAUUUUACAGGUGCCCGCCAUCGUUGGGGACAACACGGCCCUCACGAACCUCAAUCUUAGCGGCAACAGCCUCAAAGACCUCCCAGACACCAUCAAUUCCCUCUCGGCUUUGACCCGCCUCGACCUCUCCAACAACAAGCUCAAAACUCACUCCAUCCUUCCCGUGGGAAGGAAACAAAAGGGGCCGCGCCUAGUAUCCCUGGAGGUGUUGCGAUUGGACGGUAACCGUCUCACGGAGGGGCCGGACAUGGUGGAAACACUCAAGACGCUAACAGAACUAGAUGUGUCCAACAAUCCCAUAAAAAACUGGAGCCUCGAUGUGUCCAACCUCCGCAAGAUGAAACACCUGCGACUGGGGGGGGUUGAUCUGGACCGAUGCCCAGAAGGAAUAGGGCACCUGAACAAGCUAGAAAGUAUCGACUUCUCCGAAAACCGCAUCGAUACUCUCGAUCAAUCAAUGGCUGCUUUGUUCAAGCUAAAAAAGCUGGGCCUCAGGGGCAACAACAUCAGGGAUCUAGGGUCUUGCGUUGGUAGCAUGAUCUCCCUGACGUCUCUCGACGCCGGUGGGAACAAUCUGGACCUGGUUUCUCCCGAGCUGUCUCGCUGCACGGCGCUUGAGGCCCUUGACGUGAGCGGUGGGACGAUAAACCAACUGCCGGACGGGUUGUCUAUGCUCACCAGGCUCAGGGUUCUCCGAGCCCAAGAUAACGAGCUUAGGGCGAUACCCCCCGACUUCGAAACGCUAACAGCGCUCGAGGAGCUUCGCCUGGGCGGAAACCAGCUCAGCAGCCUUCCGGCCUCCUUGCACACCCUAACGAAGCGAACGCCCUCCCCCUCCCCCACCAAACACACGAAAAUAAACGGAAAGGAUUGGGAAGAGGCGGCCCGGCUCCUGAACGUGGCAGCCGAGGCCUACGAGGACGUAGUCCACGUCGUGCCCGACUUCCCUGAUGUUGCCGGCGAGGGUCCUGCUCUUGCCAAGACGAGGCCUCACGACAUGGACACGUUCCACCACGUCAACUUGGCUAUGGCGCACCUGCAGGGGGCUAGGAAGGUUGCGAUCGAGAUCGAUGACAUGACCGGAAAGACGGAUGGGGCCUCCGGGAGCAGCGUCGCAGGGAGUUUGAGCUUGCAGAGCGUAGACAUGACGGAGGACUCCUCCAUGGUCACUACGUCGAUGGACACCGGAGAGCGCGAAGAGCGCCGUCAACAGGAAGUGGAACGUGCAUACCUGCGGGAAAAGAGAAACCACCACCAUGGAGCCGCUCUAUUAGCCUUCUCUUACGCAGAUCAGCUAGAGCAGCUGUCACGCCCGGUGGGGCGAUCGGCGGGAGUGUGGUUGGGCAGGGCGGCCGUCACGGCUGAAAUGGGCAACCCUGGAGUUGCACUGGAUGAUCUGGAACUCGCUUUGGUUCAACUCCGGAAGAACGCAAAGGGAAGGAGGGAACAGAGGAAUGCGACAUCAGUCGAGUGGGGCCUACUUAGAGGCGUCCGCUUCUCUUACUGGUUCCGCACAAACCACUGUCGAAAGGUCCGGUUUCUGCUUGCCAAGUCGAGGAUAGAGCUGGGUCAGUACCAGCGGGGUUUGACCGACUGUGAGGUGGCUUCACGUCUGUUGGAUUUCGAAGAACGUCUUCUGGGGGAGAGAGAAGCCGAGCAGGAACGUAAGGAAAAAAAAGCGGAGUCGGAUCGCAAGACGAACGAGAGGUUGGCCGUCCGACAGCGCCAAGCAGCGGAGGCAGAGGCGGAAGCGAAACGGUUAGAAGAAUCUGCCAUGGCAGACGUGAAGGAAGAUAAAGAGGAAGCCGUGGUAGUGGAAGAAAGCUCGAUAGCUGCUUCCAAAGCUGAUAGUUCGUCUCCCGAUGGGACAAGAUCAGAUCAAUCAGCAGCCGGCAAUACUGUUGUCACCGCGAUACCAUCGACAAAAACAGCUGCAGUCGAUUCCUCCGAGGAAGGAAGCAAGCAAGCCGAGGCUUUCGCCCUUACCGGAGAUGCAGUCGCGGCUGCCGACAGCGCCGAUUCAGCAGGGGAGAUAGGAGAUACCUUGCCGACUAUCACUGAAGAAGAACCCCCCGUUCCGGAAGCAGGAGAGGUUGUUGGCAAUUCGUCCAUCUCCGAAGACGAUUCGGACAAAACGGGACACCAAGGCCAGGCCAUAGACGAGAGGGGUGCCAGAGAAAGAGCGGACGGCGGCAGGUCAGAGGCGGAGCCAAGUUCCGAAAAUAAGCGCCCUAUUACAACAUCACCGACGCAAAACGAAGAAAGCUUACAGGAGAGCCUGUGGUUAGAAGCAGCCGGGGGGUUGUCGUCGCGAGAAAAUGAACUCCGAGAGGGAGGGAGUCUCGGAAGCGCUUCUGUUGGCACUGCUCCCAACACCGAUGGAAAGAGAAAUCAAAGGAACUCGGUGAAAGACAGCCCCGCACGGGCAGAGCUAUCGAAACAAAGAGCAGACAUCGCGCUUCUCGUGGCACAAGCGAAAGAGGGGAUGGCCUAUGUCGCCCAGUCCAUCGACAUGGCCGAUAUUAAGAGGGGAUUCGUGUUCACCCCGCAUGGAGUGCCGGUAAGGGACACCGCUAUCAGACGGGAACUUCUGCGGGACGGGCGGAGCACUCUCCGCACAAGGUCUGAAUUGAAGCGUCAAGAGUGGGGGGUUAACAAGAAGGUUGUGCACUCAAUUCGCGAACGACUGUAG